Messenger RNA from Chelonoidis abingdonii (Abingdon island giant tortoise), 3192 nucleotides. It is a transcript of the gene COPS5, whose product is annotated as COP9 signalosome subunit 5. The record is from RefSeq and is a predicted model, not a curated record. Gene Ontology annotation, molecular function: metallopeptidase activity; protein binding. Lineage: Eukaryota; Metazoa; Chordata; Testudines; Testudinidae.
GCGCGGCGGCCUGGUCAGGCGGUGGGGGGAUGGCGGCGGCGGCCGGCGCCUCCGGGAGCGGAAUGGCGCAGAAGAGCUGGGAACUGGCCAACAACAUGCAGGAGGCGCAGAGCAUCGACGAGAUUUACAAGUACGACCGCAAGCAGCAGCAGGAGAUCCUGGCGGCCAAGCCCUGGACCAAGGACAAUCACUACUUCAGAUACUGCAAGAUCUCCGCCCUGGCCCUGCUGAAGAUGGUCAUGCAUGCCCGGUCUGGGGGCAAUCUGGAAGUGAUGGGGCUGAUGCUUGGGAAAGUGGAUGGGGAAACCAUGAUUAUCAUGGACAGCUUUGCUUUACCGGUAGAAGGCACUGAAACUCGAGUCAAUGCUCAGGCUGCUGCAUAUGAAUAUAUGGCUGCAUACAUAGAAAAUGCAAAACAGGUUGGUCGUCUAGAAAAUGCAAUUGGCUGGUACCACAGCCACCCUGGCUAUGGUUGCUGGCUUUCAGGGAUUGAUGUCAGUACUCAGAUGCUUAACCAGCAAUUUCAGGAACCAUUUGUGGCAGUGGUUAUUGAUCCAACAAGAACAAUAUCUGCAGGAAAAGUAAAUCUUGGCGCUUUUAGAACAUAUCCCAAGGGCUUUAAGCCUCCAGAUGAAGGUCCUUCAGAAUACCAGACUAUUCCACUUAAUAAAAUAGAAGACUUUGGUGUACACUGUAAACAGUAUUAUGCUUUAGAGGUCUCCUACUUCAAAUCAUCUUUGGAUCGUAAAUUGCUUGAACUAUUGUGGAACAAAUAUUGGGUGAACACACUCAGUUCUUCUAGUUUGCUUACUAAUGCUGACUACACAACUGGCCAAGUCUUUGAUUUGUCUGAAAAGUUAGAACAGUCAGAAGCCCAGCUGGGCCGAGGGAGUUUCAUGUUGGGUUUAGAGACACAUGACAGAAAAUCAGAAGACAAACUUGCUAAAGCAACAAGGGACAGCAUCCAGACAAGAUGCUAGGGACCUUUGACCUGCUUUCAGCAUGGCAUUUCUUUGGUGCGCAUCAUAAAAAUGACAUUUCAACCUUCUAUGUUCGCUCCACUAAAGUUGUUAACCAAUUCUGUAUUUCUAGUUGAUCUGUUUUUAAUCAAAAAUAUCUGUUAAAGUCCAUUCAAAAUAUAGGAAAUUUGUCAAAUGCAAAAGGCUAGCAUAGGUUGAGCAUUGCAUUUUUUAUUUUUGCAAGUGGGUUCCAACAAUGGGAAAGAGGAGAGAAAUACAAGUAAUCAAUGUAUACAUUAAGGACUUUGCCAUCUCUCUAUACAGCAUUUUACAGUUCUGUCUAAACCAUGUGGUUAGUCUUUUAAAAAACUGAGGACUUGCCUUUUCCCAUCUUUUGCAUAAAACACUUCCUACCACAAAUGACUGUGCUGCACCUGAAAUGGGGGUGGCAGGGUGGGGGUUGACAUUGUCCUGGCUUGCUGGAAGAGGGGUAGGAGGAUAGGAUAGGAAAAGGAAGGAGGUCAGAAGCUGCUGCAAAAAGGGUAGGUGGGGUGAGUGUGCAUGACACUGAUUCAUCUGGGAAUGUAAGUGCGGACAGUUAUAAAAAGGCAGGUUAGAAGACUUUUUUGCACGCAGCAAGCAAGGCAGCACCCACUCUGCCUCGCCUCAAGGUGACAAAUAUCAUAUUGAUUAGGACGUGCUGUGGGUGUUGUGCUAGUUGCUCCUUUUUAGGGAGGCUGGGAAGGAAUUUUUCCAUCACAACCAUAUUGGCUUAUUAUGGUGAAGAGAAAAGGGGGUUAGGCUGUAUAUCACAACUCAUUUUGUAAGUGUGAGGCAGAUGUCCAGUGCAGGUGCUCCAUGGGGAAGACAUCCAGUAGCCAGAUGGAUGGCCUGGUAAAGAACUUAAAAAGAAGGUGCUUGCUAAAGGAACGGAAUGGGGAAGGGCUCCUAUGUUUGGUUAAAGAAUUACCCAACCUCCUUUUCAGGAUGUGAAGCUCUUCUGUGAUCACCUGUUGCUUUUUCAUUAGCUUUCAUCAAUUGCCAAAUUAGUUUUUUUUUACCACUUAAUUUAAUCUCCAGUAUGGUUACAUAUAAGGUAUAUCUAUGGCACUAUAUAACUGUUGAACAGUGAUGCUUUACAAACUAUGAAAUGUCAUCCUGUGUUGUGUAGUAAGAAAGAAGCAUUUCAAGUAAUUUACUCCAAAUAAGUGUUCCUAGAACUCAUCAUUGUCCAGCUAUGCUGGAAGGAGGACAGGAGGCACUGGAGAUGCUUUAAUUAGAACACAACUUAACAGUCUGGGAGUACCCGGCAGAUAAAAGUGUACAGUUCAGGUAAUUCUAUGAUCAUUUUCAUAUAUAUCCAGGGGCUUUUGUCAGCCCUCCCCUUUCCAUCCUGGUCCCCAGCCAACCCACAGGUGGGACCUCACACACUCACACUCUCUCUCUCUCUCUCUCUCGAAUGUGAGUUGUGGGGACUGUAAAAGCAAGGAGGUUGGCUUCCAGCCGUGCCAGUCAUAGGAGCCCCCCACUUCUGCUCCUUUAACUAAUAUCUCUUUUAAAUCUUUCACAAAUCCAUUUUGUCUGACCACUGUGUCCAUUCUCUACACAAUACCUACACUGGACAUCCACGCCGUAUUUACAUAAUGAGUUCUGACAUCGUAGCCUAACUUCUGUUCCAUGUUUUCCCCAAAUAAGGUGCCCUUCCCCUCCAUGCCAACUGCUGUGGGGAAAGUAGAAAAAAACAACACUUUGGCUAAUCUGGACCAUGGACCUAUAUAGUAUCCCCUCUCUUCCGGUCACCUAGUGGGAAAGGAUGGAUCAGUGUCCCCAUGCUAACCUGCUCUAAACUUGCGGUAAAAAUCACACCAUGCCUUUCAAAUUUCUUCCUCCAGCAAGCGUGAUGGCUGCUCCAUCACUUAUUGUACGGUGUGGUCAUUAUAGGUUAUGGCAUAGUUAUUGUCCUUUCAUAUUUUCAUAGCAUUUUGAUUAACAAGCUUAAAAAGCUAUUAGAAUCUAGAGUGAAUAAGUUCUUGUGGGUCACAAAAAAGAACACUUAACUUUUUCAAUCCACUGUGUCACUUCAGUGACACGGCUUCAGUGAAGUACUGUGGAUUCUUUCCUUUCUAAUUUUACAGGGAUUUGAACUGAUCAAAUAUAGACUAUUAACUCUUUUAGAAGUGAAUGAGGGUGGUGUCUUUGUUUUGUUAUGCUAAAACCAUUAGCAGAACAUACU